UUGUGAGCAGCAGUAGGGAUACCUGGUGCACCUUCAUCAUUUUGGGGCUCUAAUGGGUCCUUCUACCAUCCUGUACACCAGGAUGUGGACCUUUUUAUUUCUUUACAUCUUGGGCAUAAAUUUCUGCCAGGCUGAUAACUCAACCCAAAUGCUUUAUGCCAAACUGAUAAUAGACAAAAGUGCAAUUGCAAAUAUCACGAGCAUACUGAAGAAUUUUACGUAUAAAAAUACAUUUGUUGAAGCACCUGUAAUGACAACAGUCUGCACAAAUGGUACAGGCGGGAAGGUAUGUCACUGCAAACCAGACCACAGAUGGAGCGAUACUUUCUGUCAGUCUAAUCCAAAAUGUUGCGGCAAUGCAACAUGCACUUUGAAUAGUGCAGACGCAAAGUGUGUCCUAAGCACCACAGUUACCAUUACAGGAUCUUUGAAAAUUGCACAGGCAAACAAAUAUGAAAAGUGUCUGAAAGGCACAGAAACCACGGACUAUAAAAACUGCAGAGAUGACUUGAUGAAACAGAUGAAAACAGCGUACAGCACUCUGAGGGGAUUUGACUUUUUAAACAUUAUAGGAUUCAGGCUCGGAAGCCUCUUCAUAGAUUUUACAAUGAGCGUCGCUUCCACUGUCAAUUCACAAACUCUGAUUAACAUUUCAGAAGCCAUCAGCCGAAAUCUGUCAGCCUCGCUUGAUAUGGAGACUGCAGGUGUUGUCCGCUUAAUAAUGCCAGACAACAUGCCGGUCUCUUAUGGGGACACUAACAAAAUCAUCACUUGCAUAGCAACGGAGGACCUUGGAACUACACCACAGUGGAGUAUAACAAACAUCAAUGGGCAAUAUGACAUAACUAAUGGAACAGUUUCAACUGUCACAACAUUAUCAAAAACAGAGAGUCAAAUCCAGCUUAAUAAAGUGACAGAACUCUGGAAAGGAACAUACUUGUGUCUCUACCAACAAACCAAAAAGUUUGGCAAUGACAGUACAAUCAACAUAUUACACAAAGGCAGUGAUGUACUGGAUGUAGCUCUAUUGCCAGAGAUUGCUGUUUUCACUGUGCCAUCAUUUCCACGCUGCAAAACUAAAACUGAUGUUCUCCAAGUAGCAGCCCAGUGUGAGAUAAAUAAUAGCACUGAACCUUAUAUUGUCUCAUGGAAUGGUGACGGCCUCAAAGAUUAUUCAGCAACUUCGGCUGACAAAACACAAAUUUAUUCGGCUCAAAAAAUUAUCGACUGUGGUGUAAACAACAAUCAAACUACAGCAUCGUGUAUAUUUAAAAACAGAAAAGAGCAAAAUAAAAGUGCUUCGGUGCCCUUCAACAUCAUUGGCGAUCGUGAACUGUACUGUGCGGCUCAAGGUGUAUGGGGAGACACCAAAGCUGGUUUCACUUCAGUCUUAAAAUGCACAAACUCUGCUGGGCAAAGAACAAGGAAAUGCAACUCAAAUGCGCAAUGGGAAGAUGAGGUGUCAGGAUGUGUGAACUCAGACCUCUACAACGUACUGCAAAAUGCAAAAAUUUCUGACACUGGACUUGGGGCAUUAGAUAAAAAUGCAGAAACAAUAUUUUCUAACCUUAACAAUGUCACUCAAAAUUCAGGGCGUAUUAACACUUUUGCUAAUGUGAACGCAUCAGUUGAUGUACUCAGCACCAUGAGUGACAAACUAGUCAGACUAGUCAAAGUAGUAGACAGUGUAACCACAACUAAAAAUUUCCUGGCCUCAUCUAGUAAUCUGUUGGAUGGGUCUCUUGAAAACUCAUGGAACAAACCGGAUCCUGAAAGUAACAAAACCCUGGCUGAGAAAUAUCUGCAGUCAGUUGAGGAUUUAAUUGCGAUAUCAAACAUAAGUAAUGAUUCUGAUCAAAAAAAUAUACAUAUAGACACAUGCAGCGAAGAUAAAUGCACCAAUACGGUGUUCAAUGCCGAAGUCAUUGUUAGAAGCUCAGGAAAUGGCACUGUAAAAACAGCUGGAUUCAAAUACCUGCAGGACUAUUUGCCCAAUACAACAGAAGCAUUUAACAUCAACAGCAUUGUUGUGUCAACAACCACUCAACGGGGAAAAGAAAACCUUGAGAUUACACUAAAGUUCCCAUUGCUCACAGCAAGGCGUCGCCAUGUUAGUCUGCAAUGUGUCUCAUGGAACUACAACCAGAGCAAAUGGACAGAUGAAGGAUGUAAAUGGGGGGGCGCUUCUAAACCUGACGAGUGCAUUUGCAAUCAUCUGACUUCAUUUGCCAUUCUGAUGUCUCGGUAUCCCAUUGAAAUCCCUUACAUGACCGAGAUAACGUACGCUGGACUUUCUGCAUCAGUGGUGUCACUCGUUAUCAGCCUCCUGAUAGAACUGAUCGUCUGGAGCAAAGUAGUCAAGACAAAUACUCUACAUUUGCGCCACACCGCCCACGUGAACAUUUCUCUUUGUUUGCUGGUGGCAGAUUGCUGUUUUCUGGCAUCUUCUCAACCAGAGAUCAUUUCAGAAAUCUGGUGUAGAAUUGCAGCUCUUCUGAAGCAUUUCUGCUACCUGGCCAUGUUCUUUUGGAUGUUGAGCCUGAGCACCAUGCUCCUUCAUCAGGCAGUUUUCCUGUUUCACAAAGUGGGCAAGAAAACCUAUCUGAGGUUCUCGUUGGUCCUGGGCUACGUUUGUCCUUUUCUCAUUGUUUUCAUCACAUUUCUCACCAACAACGGCGGCGCUCAAGACGCGUAUUUCUGUUUGGAAACAUGUUGGCUGGUUUAUUCUGGACUUCUGAAAGGAACCAUCUAUACAUUCAUUCUCCCAGUUGGUAUAAUUGUUUUCAUCAACUUGUUUGCCAUGAUAGUGGUAAUCAUGAAGCUUUUGGACCAUAGGAUCAGAGAAAAGUCUCAUGAGAAAGAAAUACAGGCCGCCAAAACUGUCCUGAGAUCAGUUAUUCUUCUGACUCCAAUCUUUGGUUUGCCAUGGAUUUUUGGAUUUGCAACAUUUAUUAUGGACCUCACAGCUGGAGCUGUGACUUUAGCUGUGAACUACGCUUUUGUUGUGCUCAAUGCAUUCCAGGGUUUGUUUAUUUUGUUGACCACGUGCCUGGGGGACAGAAUGACCCGUGAAGCACUGCUGAAUUCUUUCAGGAAAAAAGCUCCACCAACCAUCAGCGAAAGCUCCACAAAGUUGGAAACAACAACUAAAAAGUCCUAAACAACACCUGCACACAUGUAUACUCACAAAACACUACAUUUAAAUCCAAUAUAUUCGAUUCAUGAGCUACAUUUACUCUUUGAUGUGACUGUUUCUUUGUUGUUUAUUUUGAGUAAUACAAGUCAGAAAUUGUCAUAAUUGUUAUAUGCAUGUCUGUCUUUCUUUGUUCAAUAUACAUAUUCAUAUGAAAUGUGAUUUAAUAAUGCUGUACAUUGCAUGUUUUAAAUAGCACCUAGCAGUGAAGAGCUGAAGGAAAACUCUCAGCUGAGAGGAUAGAAGAAAACCUGCGUGAGGAUUUUAUUUCUGUAAAUGGGAUUUGGGCUCCCAUCUUGCUUCAGUUUUUAAGUUUUGUUUGUCCCGUUCUGCCCACUCCUCAUCUGUGUCAUCCACUGAAACCCCUUCGCGGGCUGCUUGUGUACAAUAAACAUGUCACCCUGUCUCUUCUCUGUAACACACAAAAACAAGAAUGUAUACUCGUCAUGUAUAAAGAUUAUACUCUUGGUUAUUGUUAUUAAAAUGACAAGA
Pundamilia nyererei is the source of this 3685-nucleotide messenger RNA. RefSeq names its product adhesion G protein-coupled receptor F5-like. Gene Ontology annotation, cellular component: membrane. Bases 53 to 3160 code for a protein of 1035 amino acids. The transcript has 17 exons. Gene Ontology annotation, molecular function: G protein-coupled receptor activity. The record is from RefSeq and is a predicted model, not a curated record. NCBI's taxonomy places the organism in Eukaryota, Metazoa, Chordata, Actinopteri, Cichliformes, Cichlidae. Gene Ontology annotation, biological process: adenylate cyclase-activating G protein-coupled receptor signaling pathway; cell surface receptor signaling pathway.